This is a messenger RNA of Cataglyphis hispanica, 1046 nucleotides long. RefSeq names its product N-alpha-acetyltransferase 38, NatC auxiliary subunit (gene Sbat). The coding region runs from base 189 to 473 and encodes 94 amino acids. Gene Ontology annotation, cellular component: NatC complex. Gene Ontology annotation, molecular function: RNA binding. NCBI's taxonomy places the organism in Eukaryota, Metazoa, Arthropoda, Insecta, Hymenoptera, Formicidae. The record is from RefSeq and is a predicted model, not a curated record. The transcript is spliced from 3 exons.
AUAGUGAGUAGUAAGCAAAUCAAAAUAAAUUUGAAUCAUACAUAUAAUCGCGAGAAAAAAUAUAAAUUAAUUUUAUAUAUAUGUGAAGAAAAUGCAAUUUAUCUAAUAUAUUUAUAUAUAUAUAUAUAUAUAUAUAUAUAUUUGCGAAAAAAUUUACAUAUUUGUAAAUAAAAAUAAACAAGAGUGCAAUGAGUGCAAGUAUGAAAGAGACAAUGCAUAAUUUGAGUAAUAUCGUGAACAACGAAAAGAUUGGAAAUGUAGAGCAGGCAAAUGUGCCCGAGGAAACACCAGCAAAGCAGAAAUUAAGAAGUUGGCUAAACCGACAUUUACGAAUUGAAAUGACUGAUGGAAGAGUGCUAAGAGGAGCAUUUUUAUGUACUGAUCGCGAUGCCAAUGUCAUUCUUGGCUCGUGCACUGAAUUUCUGUCUACAGAACAUACAGAAGCAAGAGUUUUAGGCUUGGUAAUGUGUUAACUCGAUCCAAACAGUUUAACAUAUAUGUACAUGAUAUAAAAGAAUGACAUUGCGCGCGUAAAUCGAGUGAACGAGAGAAGAUUCUAACCUGACCUUAUCUUUUUCUCUUGUCAAAAUCAGAUAUUCGUGCGCAAUAGUAGAAGAGAAGUACAAAAACAAAUAUUAAGUUCAUAAAGUUUUAGCUAAUUAAAAAUAGUAAAAUUGAAAAAAUACAAAGAUUUAAGUAUUAAUGCUUAAUCAUUCUUUUUCUUUCAAUAUUAGGAGCAUAUAUUUUAUUUUAAAAAUCUUGUUUUAUUUUUAUAAGUGAAAUACUUAUAUAAAAUCUUUAAGUUCUAUAAUAAAAAAAAUUUUUUUUUUGAUGUUUAAUAAAAAUAUAUAACAUGUCUUAUGUGAUAAUCACGCACAAUGCUAUGUAUAUUUAAGAAAAAUAAAAGGGUAGUAGUACAUUUUGUUUGAUAGUGCAUUUUUUUUAUAUAUUACACAAUAAUGUCUUAUAUAUUUUUUAUUUUUUUAUCCAAAUUAAUAAAUACCACAAGAAUAACAUUCAAAAUUACAUAAUUGUUUUUAUUGGAA